AUGGCAUCCCUCAGGGACGCCUACAUCGGCGAGACGCUGCAGCCCUUGACCGCCGACCUGGCCAGGGAUGCACUCCAUGCGAUGCCGGAGGCUCCGACAGGCUUCAUCGUCCAGUGGCUCCGCCAGCGGGUCCCAAACCACGAAGGGCCGAUGUCCCUCCGCCGUCGCAACGAGGCUUUGAAGCAGGAGAUGUCUGCCUUACAGGGCGACCUGGCUUCCAAGAUCACGAAGGAGAAACCUGCCGGGCUCGCGGACUGCACCGAGGACUGCGACAUGGACAUGCCUUUCGCGUUUCAGGGCCUGCCGCAGAUGCAAACUCCCUUCAAGCGGGGCCAGCUGUUGCAGUACCAGCCCCGCACGGACACCUGGGAGAAGGUCCUCGUUCUCCUCGGCCCCGGCAUCCUUGAGACCUUCAGCGACGCAUCUGGCGAGCGACUAGCCCGGCUGAUGCUGGGAGCCACCGGCUCCGCCAAGAUCGAGCACGAGAAGCUCCCGCCGGAGUUCGAGGGCUACGCCAUCGAAGUGUCGAAUUUGGUGCAGGCGGAGCCGGCGUUGACGCACCUGUGCCUGGCGGCACCAACGGAGGAGGCGAGGCGAGAGUGGCUCCUGGCCAUCAACGGCCACACCACGAUGCUGCUCUGCAAGAUGGGGGCCACUAUCGCCACGCUUUACGCAGAGCUUCAGAGGCUGAAGUCUGGCGCCGGCCUCGCACCGGCAAAGCCCGAAGGCGAAGAGAUGGCACAGUUGGUGCGCCGUCUGUCGCGGCUCGAGCAGCAGGUGCAGCCGGAAGAAGCCCAGGAGCCAAGGAAGCCGAAAAGGGCGGACGAUGAAGUUGAUCCGGCGAUGAUGCCCAAGGACUAUGACUCGGCGUUGGAAGAAUCUGGAGGGGAGACACGACUGCGCGAGUACAAGGCCUUCAGCCAGGAGUUGAAGGAGACAUAUAAGCCCAGCAAGGAUCUCGUCGGCAUGAUGGGCAAAGAUCGGCAGACGCGGCGGUCGCUUUCCACGAAGAUGAACUACCAGCCAUACAAAAACACGUUGAAGGAGCUCUAUGCAUUCUGCAAGGACAAAGCACCGAUGUUCUUCGCCAAAGUUCGGGCUGUGGCAGAACGCACGGGCGGUGAGAACGUGGAGCCGCCCCUGAAAAGCAUGGAGCGGUGCCGAGACAAAGCACAGUUCAAGUACAAGGACAAGAACGGCGACAUUUCGUGGCACAGAUUGACCGACAUCGUGAGGGACACCAUCGUUUACAAGAAUCUGGAUGACAUGUACAAAGGUCUCCGAGCGAUCCACGAAGACGAGGAGAUCGACAUUAUCGAGUGUAACGACCGUUACAUGAACCCGCUCGACGGAGGGUAUCGUGAUCUUCAGCUGAGCCUCCGCAUCGAAGGAAUGGUCUGUGAGCUGCAGCUGAACACGAAGUGGAUGCUGCACGUGAAGGAGAACGCGGGGCACCGGGCCUUCGAGGUCUCCCGCGAGGUCAUGGCAGCAGUUGCAGAGCCGAAUGCUGUGGAGAGGUGCCACAACAUCCUGCAGUGGGGUAAGGAGAACCUGGGCCCCAACGCCGACGCCGAACUCCAGGAGAUGCUGAAUGACGACAAGAAGGGUCUCCUUCACAAGGCGGCCAAAGCGGGCAACGCCCACCUCGUGAGCAUCUUCCUGGCCUUCCGCGCGGAUGUGAACCACAGGGAUCCCAAGAUGAUGCGGACGCCGCUGCACGAAGCCAUGGCGCAGGGCCACGAGCGGGCCAUGUGGGCCCUUCUCUGUGCUCGCGCCGACCUCCAAGCUCUAGAUCAGGACGGCCAGGUGCCCCUCCUGGAUGGCCUGUUGAAGCUUCGGCAAUCGGGAGGCGACGAAGGCGUCGCGCGCCUCGUCUCCGUGGCCGUCCAGUAUGCAGACGGCGGCCUGGACCAGCUGCGCGAGGCGAGGGAUGACCUGGGUGCUGCCGUGAAGCGCCGGCUGGUCCCAAGCCAGGAACUGAUUGCAUCCUGCGCCGAUGGGAAUCUUGCCAAGGUGAAGCAGUUGCUGACGGAGUGGGCCGACCCCAACACCACCAGCAGUGCGAAAGACGGUCACCCCCCGCUUCAUGCGGUGCUGCUGCGACCGCAAGGCCUCCAGCCAGUGCACUUCGAGAUCCUGAAGGCUCUGCUGGACAUGGAUGCCGACCUUGGCGUCACCACGGCAAUGCCAGCCGGAGAAACCCCUCGCACCUUCACGUUGCUCCACUGCGCACUCCACUCGAAGAGUAGCAAGGCGCUGAAGAUCCUCGUGGCCGCAGGGCUCCGGCACGAGGGGAAGCCGCUCAGCCAGGUGCUCGAUCCAGAUGAACUGCGAAGCGAAGAGCCCUCGGUCUGGUCGAUGCUGGCACCCAUGGGUGAGCGGCGGGUGCACUUGCUGGACGAAUCCCUGGUGUCUGUGGGGGAGAUGUUGGAGCUGGGGGCCACUCCUAGCCAGGUCAAGGCCUUGUGCAAGAACACGACACUGGAGACGCCGGACGAAUUCCUACAGCAGGUCGUGCUGAAGGGCUUGGGGGCCAAGGAGCUGGCAAAGAAGCUCCAGGACGACCCCCACUUCCUGGCUCCCACACUUCCGAUGCCACCUUUCGAUGCCGUGAGAGAGGCCCUGCAGCAGGCCCCGGCGGAUCUUCGGAACGACCGCGACGUCGUCCUGGCCUGCAUCAGCCACGAUGCUGCCUGCUUGGCCGAUGCACCAGAGGCCCUGCGCUCGGACCGAUCCUUCCUGCUGGAUGCAGUGCAGCGACAUCCCCGGGCCCUCGAGUUCGUGGGCGGCUUUCGGGAGGACCCUGACUUCGUCGAAGACUCGAUACGGCUCCACACGGCCGUGCUGAUGACGUCCGCUGGCGGCCCACAGGAGCUUUCCCUGAAGGCACUUUGCGCCCUGGACCUGCUCGAUGCCCAGCUCAAAAACGACUCGGCGGUAGCCUUCCAGGCCACACAGGCCUUGGCGCGAUGGGGCACCUGGAGGGACGUAGACUUCUCCCAGAUGGCUGAGCUGCGCAGCGUCCCGCAUGACUCGGAGGUGCUCUGCGCCUGCACCACCGGAGCGGGCAGGCUGGCGGUGGGCUGCACGGACGGCACUAUCCUCUUGCACGACCUCGAGAGCGAUGAGCCUACCGCAAAGCUGGCGGGACACGAGAAGGCUGUGUACAGCCUGUGCCUGAUGUCUGUCGAGAUCCUCGCCAGUGGGUCCGGCGACAAGACGGUGCGCACCUGGAAUCUGCGCACCAAGGAGGCACUGCAAGUGCUCAGCGGACACACGAACUUGGUGCUGGGCCUAGCGCGGCUCAGUGACACGCAGCUCGCGAGCGCCAGCGAUGACAAGACCGUCCGCUUGUGGAGCCUCGCCAAGCCGGAAGAGUGCCGAGUGCUCCAGGGGCACACCAGCGAGGUGCUCUGCCUCUGCAUCACGACCACCGGCAGCCUCGUGAGUGGGAGCGGUGACAAGACCCUCCGAGCGUGGAACCCUGAGACCGGCGAGGAGCUGCACGAGCUGCGUGGCCACGCAAACCUCUGCCAAGCCUCGCCCGAGCUCCUGGCGAGUGGCGGCAGCGACCAAACGGUGCGGUUGUGGAGCCUCAGCACCUGGGCAGCAGUGCGGGUUCUCGAAGGCCUCACGGGCUGGGUCUUCUCGCUGUGCCUCCUGGCCCCCAACCACCUCGCAGCUGCCGACAGCCGUGGCCGACUCCGCGUCUGGUCGGUGCAGAGCGGCGAGCCGCUGCACGAUAUCCAGAAGGCCCACACCAGAGAGAUCCCAGCACUGGUGAUGAUGAAGGUGCGGGGAGAGCCCGUGCUGUGCAGCGGCAGCACUGACUCGACGCUGAAGCUCUGGCAGCUGCAGGCAAGGCCCUGA
Messenger RNA from Symbiodinium sp. CCMP2592, 3870 nucleotides. The record is from the annotation of a GenBank genome assembly. NCBI's taxonomy places the organism in Eukaryota, Dinophyceae, Suessiales, Symbiodiniaceae.